AAGGUAUGAUAGGACUUGCUCAACCCACUGUUUCUGUUGUGCUAUCAGAAAUAAUAGAUGUCCUGGAAAAUUAUAUUUGCCAAAGAUGGGUAAAAUUUAGUAGCACAGAGGCUGAUCUGCAACAAAGAAAAGCACAUUUUUAUAGCAAAUACCGGAUUCCAGGAAUAAUUGGCUGUGUUGAUGGCACGCAUGUUAAAAUUGUCGCUCCCAGGAAAGAAGUUCAGCAUUUGUAUUACAACAGGAAGGGAUUCUACAGCAUUAAUGCUAUGAUUGUUUGUGAUCAUACAAUGAAAAUAACCUAUAUAAAUGCGAAAAAUCCAGGAGCUACUCAUGACUCCAUGGCUUUCAACAUGUCGCCAUUGAAAGCGCAUUUAGAGGAGCAACAUCUCAAUGGCCGUCGCAAUACUUGGCUCCUCGGUGAUGCUGGAUACGCUCUUAAACCUUAUUUAAUGACGCCGUUCAGAAACUCUGAGGAAGGGUCUCCACAAAGGACCUACAACAAACAACAUGCCAAAGCGAGAAGUAUAAUUGAGAGAACAAUUGGAGUCCUGAAAAAUCGAUUUAGAUGUUUGUUGCACGCAAGAGCUCUUCACUAUUCUCCAAUUCAAAAUCAAUCUAAUUUCUUUAAUAAAAAACAUUAA
Messenger RNA from Anastrepha ludens (Mexican fruit fly), 641 nucleotides. RefSeq names its product putative nuclease HARBI1. The record is from RefSeq and is a predicted model, not a curated record. Lineage: Eukaryota; Metazoa; Arthropoda; Insecta; Diptera; Tephritidae. The coding region runs from base 6 to 641 and encodes 211 amino acids. The transcript is spliced from 4 exons.